GGACGGACAAGUACUGUGCACCCCUUUGGCUGUUUCAUUGAAAGAUGGACACCCCUGACUCAGCCAGAUGUGACGCAGGAGGAGGCCCCAAUGCCAUGACUAUUGAGGGCAGUGGGAAAUUCUGGGAAAGACCCAUGCAGACAUUCCUAAGUGUGGCUAGCUCAGACAUACAGCAUCAGCAAUUCAGGCAAUUCCUGUAUCAAGUGGGCAAAGGCCCUCAAGAGAUCUGUGGGUGCCUCCAUGCUCUGUGCCAACAGUGGCUGAAGCCAAAAGAAUGGAGCAAACAACAAAUGCUGGACCUGGUGAUCCUGGAGCAGUUCCUAAGCAUCCUUCCCCCAGAUAUGGCAACCUGGAUCAGGGAAUGUGGGGCUGAGACCUGUUCCCAGGCGGUGGCCUUGGCGGAAGGAUUCCUCCUGAGUCAGGCAGAGGACAAGAAGCCAGAAGGACAGGCCAAAAAUCUGUAUGUGGAAGUUCAGUUGGAUCUCCCUGCCUCAGAGGAGUCUCCAUCAGAGACAACCUGUAGCCCUCAAUGGAAGGAACUUGAGCAGGAGAGAGACACGGCUGCGGCCUUGCAGGGGGCUGGAACAAUGCCAUUAAGCCCUCAGUCGCUUCUUUCCAUUUGCAAUGGAGUGGAACCAAUUGAGGGGCCUGUGAGCUUUGAGGAUGUGGCCAUCCAUUUCUCCCCUGAGGAAUGGGCUUUUCUGGAUGCUGAUCAGAGAGCCCUGCAAGCGCAGAUCAUGGAAGAGACCUGUGGAAUAGUAGCCUCACUUGCAGAUAACUGGAGUGAGAGCUUUGUCUGCACCAAAUGUGGGAAGUGCUUUUGGCACAAAUGGGAGCUGACCAGACACCAGCAAGCCCACCUGGAAGAGGAAAAUCCUACCAGCGAGAAAGCCUUCCAGUGCAAUGCCUGUGGGAAAGAUUUUGCCCAAAAUAUGGCACUUGUGCUUCACAAGAAACUUUGUGCUGGAAAAAAUGGAGGAGCCUUUGAUUUUGAUUUCAAAUUGACCCAUUUAAGAUGUCAAACAGACUACAAAGGAAAGAAAACACACAAAUGCCAGGAGUGUGGGAAAUCCUUUGCUGGCAGAACAAUAUUACUGGUUCACCAGAGAGUCCACACAGGAGAGAAACCGUUCAAAUGCCCAGAGUGUGGGAAAUGUUUUUCAGCAAGUUCCAACUUUGUUACUCACCAGAGGCUCCACACAGGAGAGAAACCAUACAGAUGCCAGGAGUGCGGGAAAUGCUGCACCCGGAAGUCAGAGCUCGUCAUCCAUGAAAGGGUCCACAUAGGAGAGAAACCCUUUAAGUGCCAGGAGUGUGGGAAAUGCUUCUCUCAAAACUCAACUCUUGCCACACACUGGAGGGUCCACACAGAAGAAAAACCAUACAAGUGCCAGGAAUGUGGAAAAUGGUUUGCUCACAAAUCAUCGCUUCUGGUCCACCAAAGAAUACAUACAGGAGAGAAACCAUACAAAUGCCAGGAAUGUGGGAAAAGCUUUGUCCACAGUUCACAUCUUGUGACCUACCAGACACUCCACACAGGUGAGAAACCCUACAAAUGCCAAGAGUGUGGGAAAUGCUUUGCUCACACGUCACACCUUGUGACCCACCAGACCCUCCACACCAGAGAAAAACCAUAUGAAUGCCUGGAAUGUGGAAAAUGUUUUGCUACAAAUUCAAGCCUUGGUAGCCACAUUAGAGUCCACACAGGAGAGAAACCAUACAAAUGCCAGGAGUAUGGGAAAACCUUUGCGUACAGUUCACACCUUAUGCCUCACCAGAUACUCCACACAGGAGAGAAACCAUACAAAUGUCUGGAGUGGGCACAGGCGGGGAAUGGCCUCUCGGAAGCGAGGAGCAGCGUCUCAGUACUGAGGCCUCCACCUCCUGCCAACAGCAGUGUCUCGGUACCAAAGGCCAUCCCAUCUGCAGCUCCCACGGCUGCCUUGGGGGCUGAAAUCCACCCGACUCCGAAUGGGGAUGGCGAUAAUGCCUCAGUGGUCUUGGACCUGGAGGAUUCCCUCCCAAUGGCCGGUGAAGCCCAGGCAGACAGAUGGCACAUUAGGGGGCUUACAAGCCAGGCUAUCAGAGCUACCAAGAUUGCCCCUUAUCUGGACCUUCUCCCGGCUAAUGAUCAGACCCUGGCAAGGGCCUUUCAUCAAAAGGCCUCUCUGUUGGCCACUUUUCAGAAGGAGCUGGCUAAGCACACGGCCGAUGCUUCCAGAAAAUUGCUUGCAACUACAGUGUCCCUGAGACGCCACACGCGGCUGAGGGCCUCAAGGCUUUCUCAGUCGGCACGAGCCAUCAUAGAAGAUCUACCCAUCAAUGAGUCUGACCUCUUUAAUCCAGAGACCGACACACAGGCCUUGGGUCUCAUGAUCAACUUUGAGAAGUCCAAACUGGUCCCAACCCUGUGUAUCAAUUUCAUCGGUGCCAUCAUCGAUUCGACUGAAAAAAAGCUUUUCUCCCGGAGGGCCGUUCCCGUGUCAUCAGAUCCAUCAUAA
This is a messenger RNA of Anolis carolinensis (green anole), 2501 nucleotides long. Its product is annotated as zinc finger protein 79-like. Lineage: Eukaryota; Metazoa; Chordata; Lepidosauria; Squamata; Anolidae. The coding region runs from base 45 to 2501 and encodes 818 amino acids. The record is from RefSeq and is a predicted model, not a curated record. Gene Ontology annotation, biological process: regulation of DNA-templated transcription. The transcript is spliced from 4 exons.